AUGGCGAGCAACGGCCCCCUCGAAGAGAAGCCGAUAGAAAGCACUCACCACCAUACUCCAGACAGUCCAGCGAACGAAAAAGCAGAUGUGAUUGAGGAGGAAACUGCUCAUGAAGCUGCUGAGCGCGGGAAGGCCGCGACGGACAAAUAUGGCCAUUCUCUCGUCCAGUUCGAUCCGGUCGCCGAGCGUAAGCUGCUGUGGAAGAUUGAUCUAUACAUUGUGCCAACUGUGGCUCUGCUCUACCUAUUCUGCUUCAUCGAUCGUGCAAACAUUGGAAACGCGAAAAUCGCUGGGUUCCAGAAAGAUCUGAAGUUGGGCGGCUACGAUUACAACAGGGUCCUCUCCGUGUUCUAUAUCUCGUACAUUGUGUUCGAGAUCCCGUCCAACAUGGUCUGCAAAAUCGUCGGCCCAGGGUGGUUCAUCCCGGCCAUCACGCUCGGGUUUGGGAUCUGUUCCAUCUGCACGGCUUUCGUGCACAACAUCCACCAAGCAUCCGCCGUCCGUUUUCUUCUGGGAAUGUUUGAGGCUGGCAUGAUGCCUGGUAUCGCAUACUACCUCUCAAGAUGGUACCGACGAAGCGAGCUGGCUUUCCGACUCUCUCUUUACAUCGUCAUGGCCCCUCUUGCCGGAGCCUUUGGCGGCCUUCUGGCUUCCGGUAUCCUCAAGCUCUCUCACUUCGGCGGUCUUCACGGCUGGAGAAUGAUUUUCGCGAUUGAGGGUAUCGUGACCUGUGGGCUUUCGCUCAUCGCAUUCCUCACCCUGACGGACCGGCCUGCAACCGCACGCUGGCUUACCCAAGAAGAGAAAGACCUCGCCAUCGCGCGUGUGAAAUCUGAGCGCGUAGCAACCACCGAAGUCCUCGACAAGAUCGACAGUCCAAAGGUCGUCCGCGGGAUCUUCUCCCCCGUGACCUUGGGCACAGCAUUUAUCUUCCUGCUCAACAACAUCACCGUGCAAGGCCUCGCCUUCUUCGCGCCCACGAUCGUCUCGCUAAUCUACCCACACAACACCGUCGUGUACCAACAGCUCAAGACAGUCCCUCCCUACGUCGUCGGCGCCUUCUUCACCGUCCUCCUCCCCUUUCUUUCUUGGAGAGUGGAUAGGCGAAACAUCUUCUUCAUCAUCUCCGUCCCCCUCGUCAUGAUCGGGUACAUCAUGUUCCUGGCCUCCGACCACCCGCACACCCGCUACGGCGCGACCUUCCUCAUCGCCUCGGGCGCCUUCAGUUUCGGCGCCCUCUGCAACGCCCAAGUAGCAGCGAACGUCGUCUCGGACACGGCGCGCAGUGCCGCCAUCGCCACAAACGUCAUGUUCGGGAAUACAGGCGGCCUCAUCUCGACCUGGUCAUUCCUGCCGUUCGAUGCCCCGAACUACCACAUCGGGAAUGGGCUGAAUCUCGCCACGAACUCCACAAUGCUGAUAGCGAGUAUUGCGUUGUUGGCCUGGAUGCUCUGGGAUAACAAGAAGAGAGAGGAGAAGGACGUCGAUACUGAGCUGGCCGGCUUAACCGGACUCAGCAUCAAAGAAAUCCAAGAUUUGGAUUGGAAACAUCCGGCUUUUAGAUGGAAGCCAUAA
Molecule: messenger RNA, 1575 nt
Organism: Hyaloscypha bicolor E
Lineage: Eukaryota; Fungi; Ascomycota; Leotiomycetes; Helotiales; Hyaloscyphaceae
Product: MFS general substrate transporter
Exons: 3
Coding region: 1-1575 (524 amino acids)
Biological process (GO): transmembrane transport
Cellular component (GO): membrane
Molecular function (GO): transmembrane transporter activity
Source: RefSeq, a predicted model, not a curated record